CACACAAUUAGAUAUAAUACUGUGUCGCAGUAAAGUCCGGUACAAUUUUGUUAUAUCAUAGUAAACAUACAUUUAUCAAUGCUUGAAUAAAACAUAACGCGUAAUAUUUACGACCAGCUUUUAACAUAAUACGGAGUGUGAUAUCUUAAGUUUAUAUGUAAGGAUCAGGAAUAUUUAAACGUCCAAAAAUGAAGAUUUUGGUUGUGAUGUUUCUUGUGUCAUCUCACUGGUGUACCAGCGUUUCAGCAUUACCAAAAUAUUAUAUGGAUGAACAAUGUGGUGGCAGUUUAGACUUGACUGACAUGGGAUCUAUCCGGCUCAAAUUGACAUCAGAUCAUGUUUUUCAACCAAGCAUGGACUGUACUUUACUAAUAACCACAUCGAAAUACAAUGAGCAGUUUAUGCUUUUCUUCAGGAAAUUUGACGUAGAAGAUGGUCCUGAUUGCCAAUCAAAUUGGUUACAGGUGCACGAUGGAUUCAGUGUUAAUUCUUCAUAUGUAGCAGGUUUAAAUGGUAAUCUCUGUGGGACGUCAAUAGGCAAUGCAGUAUGGGUAACGAACGGAUCAAAUCUUUUCCUGUAUUUCAAGAGCGGAACUCAAUACCAGAGCAGGGGCUUUGACAUGGUGAUUACACAGUUUCAUACAGGAAUGUGUAACACAAGUGAGUAUUCUUGUGGAAAUGGACGUUGCGUCUGGGAUGGGUUGGUCUGUAAUGGAUACAACCCAUGUGGAGAUGAGUCUGACUGUAUUGGUGUCCUCGCUGCUGCAGUAAUCAUUGGCAUUGUAUUUGGCUCACUCAUUUGUUGUAUUGGAAUGACAUGCUUGACAAUCUUUUGCUGUGCACGACGCCGACGACGCUCUAAGGUAAGAAGACCCCUUUUUUAUUAUAUCUUUUUAUUUCAUAUAAAUUUAUUGAAAACCUUUUGA
Molecule: messenger RNA, 926 nt
Organism: Ruditapes philippinarum (Manila clam)
Lineage: Eukaryota; Metazoa; Mollusca; Bivalvia; Venerida; Veneridae
Product: low-density lipoprotein receptor-related protein 12-like
Exons: 5
Coding region: 189-926 (245 amino acids)
Molecular function (GO): protein binding
Source: RefSeq, a predicted model, not a curated record